Molecule: messenger RNA, 3622 nt
Organism: Nycticebus coucang (slow loris)
Lineage: Eukaryota; Metazoa; Chordata; Mammalia; Primates; Lorisidae
Product: small integral membrane protein 19
Exons: 5
Coding region: 188-646 (152 amino acids)
Source: RefSeq, a predicted model, not a curated record
GGCUGAGGCGGCGCCGGGGGCUCCGGGCCGCUUCUCGGAGAAGAGGACGCGGUGUCGCCGCCCGACUCGGUUUCCUUCCGGGAGGAGCCGGCCUCGCCCGAUUGGGGUCCCGGUUUAAGAGUCGGGGUCAGAGAUACAGAACCCGUGAAUACGGAGGGCUGUCUGGACCUAUGGCUAUUUAAGGCAUAUGCGUAGAAAUACGAAUCUCUUCUGGCUCACGGGCCAUGCACAAACAGGCGGAGGAGUGGAUUUGGCCAGCGGGCCACCUGUGCCAGCACCGUCAUUAACGGGAAGAAGUCUGCUUUGUCUUCUCUCUUACAGCCCCAUGGCCGGAGGGUAUGGAAUGAUGGGAGACGACGCCUCUAUUGAUUACACUGUUCACGAAGCCUGGAACGAAGCCACCAAUGUUUACUUGAUCGUUAUCCUCGUUAGCUUUGGGCUCUUCAUGUAUGCCAAGAGGAACAAAAGGAAAAUUAUGAGGAUAUUCAGCGUGCCACCUACAGAAGAAACGUCAGAGCCCAACUUUUAUGACACAAUAAGCAAAAUUCGUUUAAGACAACAACUGGAGAUGUAUUCCAUUUCAAGGAAAUACGACUGUCAACAGCCACAAAACCAAGGUGAUAGUGUGCAGCUCUCCUUAGAAUGAAGCCUCAGAAAAUGAGCGACAGACAGAGUCUCACUUUACUGCCUUCAGUAGAGUGCCAUGAUGUCACAGGACUCACAGCAACCUCUAGCUCUUGGCUUCUGCGAUUCUCCUGCCUCAGCCUCCUGAGCAGCUGGGAUUACAGGUGCCCGCCACAACGUCCGGCUAUUUUUUGGUUGCAGUUCAGCCGGGGCUGAGGUUUGAACCCACCACCCUCAGUAUAUGGGGCCAGCGCCCCACUCACUGAGCCACAGGCGCCACCCUAAAACUAUUCUUAAUUGUAUGAGUUGGUUAAUCAUUUCAAAAUGUUUUCUCUUUCUUAUUGUAAAAUUAAAGAAUCUACAUUUUAAAUGAAAAUUAAGGUUUAGACAAUAAAAAUCAGAAACUGCAUUAAAAAUUAUUUAUUGGGGCCACGCCUGUGGCUCAAAGGAGUGGGGCACUGGCACCAUGUAUCAGAGUUGGGGGGUUCAAACCGAGCCCCGGCCAAAAAAAAAAAAAAAAAAAGUAUGUAUUGUAUGAGGUAAGUUAUUGACUAAAUGGAAUAAUUCUUAACUCACAAAGAAAUUUGAUUGCACUGCCUAUAUAUAGAUUUAAAAACUGAUUAUAGGAUGAUAACCAGCUCCUGAUAAUGGGCUAGGGUGGCAGAGCAGCAAGGGAUGAUUUUUUUCUUUAUUGUUUUGAAUUUAUUGAGGGUGCAAAGAAUUACGUUACACUGUUUGCAUUUGUUAGGUAAAGUCCCUCCUAUAAUUGUGUCCUGCCCCCAAGAGGUGUGUACCAUGACCCCCACCACCCUCCCUCCUUCUCUCUCCUCCCUCCCUCGUUCCCUGCCUCUCACCUUCAGUUGAUUUGAGGUUUUCUCCUAUGUGGGCAUGUAUUAGAUCGUCUCCUGACAUCAUAUGAGAAUUGAGUGCAUUGGAUACUUGCUUCUCCUUGUGAUGCUUUACUGAGAAGAAUGUGCUUGAACUCCAUCCAGGUUAAUACAAAAGAUGUAAAGUCUCCAUCUACUUUAGUGGCUGAAUAGUUUUUGUGAUGUACAUACACCACAGCUUGUUAAUCCAUUCCUGGGUUGGUGAUUCUUAGAGAUAAGAAAGCCUUUACAGCCUCUGAAAUCACAUGUGGCAAUUAACUCAGCCCCACAGAUCUACUUGGCUACCACUUCCACUUCCAAUCCUGCUUCUCUCCGUCAUCUUAGUCUAAACACUAACAAUCAGAAUGUCAUCUCUUCACCAUCAAAAUUAUUAAAUGCUCUGGAACUCCUAAAAAAAAAAAAAAUGAUUCUACAAUUUUGGAUCAGUGUAAAACAGAACAGUCAACAGAACACCCAGCUCAUCCGGGUGAGACAGGAAGGCAGAUGAGAGUAGGUAGCGGUCUUUUGUUACCACCUUACAAACGAGUAAAAGUGAACAACGUGAAAAACCCUUGCAGUCCUGAAUUUUUGCAAUAUUGAGAAAUGUGAAGGUUAGAUGGGAAAGAAACGCCUCCAGGGACAGAAGGGAGAGCUGCAAUGGCAGGUGUGUAAAAGGUGAUUUCUGACAAAUGUGGUAAAAUACCAUGUUUAUUAAUGCCUCCUGGACUUAGGACUGGUGUUCUAAAAAAUCCCCAGUUAACAACUGGAUUGAUUUAUUUCCCUCUGAUGUCAAGAUUUUCCCCUAUCUGCUGUGGUCAUUUGCUUAUAGUAGCUGUUUAACUUAACAUACACUUAAUUAAUUAGGUCACGUUGAGUCCAGCGUCUGCUGCCCUAGAAAGAAGUCCAGGCCUCCAGAAUCACUUCAUUCUAACAGUUUUAAUUUUGUUUUUUCAGUGCAACAGAGAGCGAUAGUGAUUCUGCCCGUCAGGCAGCUCUUUGCUGGCAUCAGCGCCUUUGUGACAGUGGCUAAAUUCCAAGAGCAUGUCAUUUAAAUAUCCUCCAAAAGGCAAAAAAAAAAAGCAUUAAUUUUUUCCUUCCAAAUAUUCCAGAGCAUAAUGUACUAUAUAUUUUUUUGAUUUGUUUUUAUUACAUCAUAGCUAUGUACAUUAAUGCAAUCAUGGGGCACCAUACACUGGUUUUAUAUACAAUUUGAAAUAUAUAUUUUAUUAUUAAAUCAUAGCUGUGUACAUUAAUGCAAUCAUGGGGCACCGUACACUGGUUUUAUAGACCAUUUGACAUAUUUUCAUCACACUGGUUAACAUAGCCUUCCUGGCAUUUUCUUAGUUCUUGUGUUAAGACAUUUAUAUUCUACAUUUAGUAAGUUUCACAUGUACCCUUGUAAGAUGCACCGUAGGUGUGGUCCCACCAGUCACCCUCCCUCCAUUCAUCUUCCCCCCUCCCCACCCUUCCCUUUCCUCUUUCCCCAUAUUCUUUUCAUAUGAAAGGUAUAAAUUAGCUUCAUAGUAGGGCUGAGUACAUUGGAUACUUUUUCUUCCAUUCUUGAGAUACUUUGCUAAGAAGAAUAUGUUCCAGCUCCAUCCAUGUAAACAUGAAAGAGGUAAAGUCUCCAUCUUUCUUUAAGGCUGUGUAAUAUUCCAUGGUGUACAUAUACCACAAUUUAUUAAUCCAUCCGUGGAUCGAUGGGCACUUGGGCUUCUUCCAUGACUUAUCAAUUAUGAAUUGGGCUGCAAUAAACAUUCUGGUACAAAUAUCUUUGUUAUAAUGUGAUUUUUGGUCUUCUGGAUAUAUACCUAGUAGAGGAAUUGUAGGAUCGAAUGGCAGGUCUAUUUUUAGAUCUCUAAGUGUUCUCCAAACAUCUUUCCAAAAGGAACAUAAUAGUUUGCGUUCCCACCAGCAGUGUAGAAGUGUUCCCUUUUCUCCACAUCCACACAAACAUCUCUGGUUUCAGGGUUUUGUGAUAUGGGGGCUAAUCUUACUGGAGUUAGAUGUUAUCUCAAAGUAGUUUUGAUUGGCAUUUCUCUGAUGAUUAAGGAUGAUGAGUAUUUUCUCAUAUGUCUGUAGGCCGUGCGCCUGUCUUCUUCAGAGAAGUUUCUCUUCAAGUCCCUUGCCCA